AUGGGGAAACUAGGACUUCAAAAAUCAAAACCGGAAGUUCAUCCCUGGCCCUCCUGCCUUCUGGCCUUUGGCAAGCAGCAAUUUCUCAGUCCAAGUUAACUACUCAGUCAUCCUAUUCCAGAUUUACAUUCAGUAAGUCCACUCCAACCAGGAGAUUCUUGCCGAGAGGAUCAGCAGUGGCAAUGGCAACGGCAACGGCAACGGCAACAGCGUUCUGAUAAAAACCACCGGGAGGCCAAAGCAGAAGAUCGAGGAAGAGGAGGUUCUUAACCCUUGUCUGGGAGUACAAAUGAGAGGGGGACUUCCAAGGUUUUCCCUAGCUCACCCCAGGGACCAUCAGUAAGCUCCCAGGCAGGCAACUGAGUAUUGAAGGUAAAACUCAGUCUAGCCCAUAGGACGAGCUGGGGUGUGCACACGGUUCCUGAGAGGGUAGAAACCUCAGGAUUUGGAGCAGUUGAGUUUGCAGAGCGUGGACUAGAUUUCAGCCAGAAGACAAACCUAUUCAGACACAAGGCAGUCACAGGGGAACAUGUGUGUGGGGAGUGUGGGCGAGGCUUCGGCAGGAAGUCACAUCUCAUCAGACAUGAGAGGACACACACAGGGGAAAAGCCGCAUGUGUGUGGGGAGUGUGGGCAAGCUUUUAGCCACAAGACAGUCCUCAGCACACACCGGAGGACACACAUGGGAGAGAGGCCUUACAAGUGCAUGGUGUGUGGGUGAGACUUUAGCCCCAAGUCUACUCUCAGCACACAUCAGAGGACACAUUCAGGGGAAAAGCCUUAUGUGUGCAGGGAAUAUGGGUGAGGCUUUAGCUAUAAGUCAGCCCUCAUGAGACACUGGAGGACACACUCAGGAAAAAGGCUUAGGUGUGUGGAGAGCGAGAGUGUGUGUUUAGCAACAAGUCAUCCGUCAGCCACACCAGAGGAUGCACUCAGGGGAGAAGCCUUGAAUUGUAAGGUAAUGUGGACAAGGCUUUAGCUGGACAUCACUCCUCAUCACAGAGCAAAGGACAUACUCAGGGAGAAGCCUGUGUACAGGGAGUGCAAAGUGUUAGCUGGAGGUGACCUCUUAAGAAACACCGAGAGUCACAUCUGUCCUCCAUACAUGACCAACCCCGUGCCAGCUCGGAGAGGGCUUCAGGAACAGUCUUCUGACCCCUGACCCCUUCUGUGAGUGUGAAGGUGGUAGAGGUCUAGCUUCUGCGAACAGAGAUACCAGGUGAUGCUCCCCUUGGAGAAGCGGACUUCACACCUCAUCGACUACUUCUUGCUUCCUUCUGCAAGUCCAUUAACUUCCACUGACUUCUAUGACACUCUCCUGUUCCCUUUUUUUCUAUGUCCCUAACCUUUGCUGCAUCCUCUUCUACCCCUCCCUUUAGGGAUUGCUCAGGGUUCAGUCUCUAGCCUGUAAUCUGAGGGACUCCUCAGCCAUGUCUUCCUGCUACCCCUCCAAUCCCAAACCCAGGUCCCUUUAACCACACCCCAAAGUUCUUCGGUCUCGGGACUUAGAUCUCGUAACCAUGCUGCUUUGGUCCUCCCCUGGCAGGUGUAAGAUCACUAGCAAUGCCCACCAUCAGCCUGACAAUACCAGGUUUUGGGGCUUUUAAGCACGGCCCCUCUAAAGCGCCCCUACUCUCUGGGUCCAGUCUUUUAGCCACAGGCUCAUAUCUGUCCUCACUAUGUUGCUAAAGCUCUUUGAACCGGAGCCACUCUUGCCUAUGUUACCUCCCCAGGGCCCAAAUGACCCUUCCUGACCCACAUGAUGGAAAGAAAAAAUGUUCGUUUUCUAUUAAAAUCCACACAGACAUCGUAGAGACACCGCACGUGCCUGUGAGACCACUGUCAGAUUCAGGAAUCACAGGAAGAGAUGCAGAGGGGACCGAUGUCCAGGCCAGGGCAGAUAGCUUCGGGUUCCUUUCGGUCAGGAAUCAGUCCCUCCUGUGUCUUCCUCUUUUUUUAUUUUUUCUUUUAAAAUUUAUUUAUUUAUUUGAGAGAGAGAGACAAAGAAAGAGAGCAGGGGAGGAGCAGAUGGAGAAGGACAAGCAGACUCCAUGCUGAGCACAGAGCCCAAUGCAGGGCCGCAUUCCAGGACCCUGACGCCUGAGCUGAAAUCAAGAGCCAGACGCUCAACGGACCAAGCCACCCAGGUGCUCCUAGCUGAAGUUUUGCUGUAGGGGCAAAUGGCUCAUUUCUGAUGGAUGAUAAGAGACUUAAAAGGCUGCAGGGCCUGAAAUAAAACUGAGACCAGGACAGCUCCUGUGUUCCUACUGGCAUUGUCCUUCAACCUCACCCCAAAGUUCUCUGGCUCUGCCCCUUUUGAAGCAAUUUUCCUUAGCCCUACAAACGCUUCACCCCCUUUUUUUCUCAGCUUUGUCCCUCAGUAUAGACUUCUUC
This is a messenger RNA of Zalophus californianus (California sea lion), 2393 nucleotides long. RefSeq names its product zinc finger protein 589 (gene ZNF589). The record is from RefSeq and is a predicted model, not a curated record. Gene Ontology annotation, molecular function: DNA-binding transcription factor activity, RNA polymerase II-specific; RNA polymerase II cis-regulatory region sequence-specific DNA binding; zinc ion binding. Gene Ontology annotation, biological process: regulation of transcription by RNA polymerase II. Lineage: Eukaryota; Metazoa; Chordata; Mammalia; Carnivora; Otariidae.